AUGCGUGCCUCCUUCGCCGCCCUCGCGCUCCUCCCCGCCUCUGCGCUCGCGAUUACCAUCAAUGGGCCGUCUGCUUCCCAGUACUGGGUUGCCAACUCGAGCAACACCAUCUCUUGGUCGUUCUCGUCUGGCGAUCCCGCCCAGGUCGACGUUAUCCUCACGAACUCCAACAACCAAACGUUGAAUGGCGAUUUCUCUAUUGCCCGCUUCCUCAACACCUCGGCCGAGUCCUUCACGGUUACCAACGUCACGAUCCGCAGCGGUGACAACUACCAGGUUGUGUUCAUCAACCCGACCAACGCGUCCCAGGUCUACGCCAACAGCUCUGACUUCAGCGUCAAGCCUGCCGGCACUACGCCGGCCGCGACUUCCUCGGCCGCCAGCUCUUCGGCGUCGUCGACGUCGCCCGCAUCCUCUGGAUCCUCGUCCGGCUCCGCCUCUGCAAGCGCCGCCUCUUCGACCCAGUCGUCCGCAGCCUCUCCCUUGGCCGGUGCUUCCUUCGGCAGCGCCAUCUACGCUCUUGGCGCCUGCGCCCUUGCGGCUGUCGGCGGUGCUCUCCUCUAA
This is a messenger RNA of Peniophora sp. CBMAI 1063, 564 nucleotides long. Lineage: Eukaryota; Fungi; Basidiomycota; Agaricomycetes; Russulales; Peniophoraceae. The record is from the annotation of a GenBank genome assembly.